This is a messenger RNA of Onychostoma macrolepis, 2224 nucleotides long. RefSeq names its product ATPase Na+/K+ transporting subunit beta 1a (gene atp1b1a). Lineage: Eukaryota; Metazoa; Chordata; Actinopteri; Cypriniformes; Cyprinidae. Gene Ontology annotation, biological process: intracellular potassium ion homeostasis; intracellular sodium ion homeostasis; sodium ion export across plasma membrane. The record is from RefSeq and is a predicted model, not a curated record. The transcript is spliced from 6 exons. Bases 122 to 1027 code for a protein of 301 amino acids. Gene Ontology annotation, molecular function: ATPase activator activity. Gene Ontology annotation, cellular component: sodium:potassium-exchanging ATPase complex.
ACAAGCAAAGGUACCGGGUACGACUUUGUCCUUUUUUACAACAUUAAGGAAGGGGACAACAUCGCUUUGAAGUCCAUAAGGCCCACUCAAACACCACCAAAAAGGGAACUAAAUACCGAAAAUGUCUGCAAAUAAAGAUGGUGAUGGUGGAUGGAAGAGCUUUAUCUGGAAUUCUGAAAAGAAGGAAUUUUUAGGACGCACAGGCGGCAGUUGGUUCAAAAUCUUCAUCUUCUACGUAAUCUUCUAUGGCUGCUUGGCAGGAAUUUUCAUUGGCACCAUCCAGGCCAUGCUCCUGACUCUCAGCAACUACAAGCCCACAUACCAGGACAGGGUUGCACCUCCAGGCUUAUCACACUCCCCACGCCCGGACAAAGCGGAAUUCGUCUUCUCCAUGAACGAUAAUAAGACUUACAGUGCAUAUGUGGAUAAUAUUAAGGAGUUUUUGAAAGCAUAUGACAGCAAAAACCAGAACGAUGACACCAAAUUUGAAGACUGUGGAGCGACACCCCGAUCCUAUAUUGAGCGUGGAGAUCUGGAGAGCGAUGACGGUGUGAGGAAGGCCUGCCGCUUCGAUAGAGAGUGGUUGAAGGAUUGCUCAGGAAAGAAAGAUGACAAAUUCGGCUUUAAAGAAGGCAAACCCUGCCUCAUUGUUAAGCUCAAUAGGAUUGUGAACUUCAGGCCACGGCCUCCAGCUUCAAAUGAGAGUAUCCCUGAACCAAUCCGCCCUAACGUUCAGGGCAAUCUGAUUCCAAUCCACUGCACAAACAAGAGAGAAGAGGACGCAGAACAUCUCGGACAGGUCGAGUACUUCGGGGUGGGGGCUGGCUUCCCCCUCCAGUAUUAUCCUUACUACGGAAAGCUGCUACAGCCCCAUUACCUCCAGCCUCUGGUGGCCAUCAAGUUCCACAACAUCACUCCGAAUCACGAAAUGCGCAUAGAGUGUAAAGUAUUCGGACAGAACAUCGAUUACAACGAGAAGGACCGUUAUCAGGGACGUUUUGACAUCAAAAUCACCAUCAACUCAUGACCUUAGCUAUGAAAAUAGCACUUUUAUUCUGCCCAUUUCAAAACACAGUAAUUUCGGAUGAAUAAACGAAGACAAGUACAAAUUCAAUUGGAAAAACAACUACGACAACUAGUCUUGAACAAAGUUUCAUAACAUACGGGACCUACACUUAAUCUGAACGCUUUACACUAGCUUUCUCUGCAUGUCUAGGGUUAGAAUGUAAAUUACAGGAAGAGUAGCAAUAGCAAAGUAUUUAUUCUACUGUAAAUGCGAAUAUUCCGUGAGCCAUGGGACGUUCAUUUAUUACUGUAAAUUAUAAUUCCACUACUGAUGUAGCGAGCAGUGUUUCUGUCCCCUGAGUAUUUCUGCCUAGUGUGGUCUCUUUAUAUUUUAUGGAGUGUGCAGUGCUGUAGUCGCAUACGAUGGUCCUUUCCAAGCCAUGUUGUCAUUUCUGUUGUCUUAUGUGAGAAAGCCUUAGCGGUCCAAGGUGUGUGUGUGUGUGUGUGUGUGUGUGUGUGAGAAAGAGAGAGAGAGAGUUUGAGUGUGAAUGUGCGUAUUCGUCUACUUAAAAACUGAAAAUACUGGCAUGGUACGCUCUGAACUCCCCAGGUCUGUGUGUGUGUGUGUGUGUAAGUGACUGCACUCCGUUCAAACCUUUCUUUCCUUUUCUUUCCAAUUUCCAUGAUUGUGGGGAAUAUGUUUUUACAUCACCAUUUGACUUUUUAUUUGAUCAUCUUGCAAUUUGGGAAACUGGGGCUAAUGACAAUUCUGUGUAAGGCUUUUAUUUUCCUUUACUAUUAAGUGUAGAACUGUGUGUCUAGUCUGGAGGACUGAAGUGGCCAGUGGUCACCAUGGCAACUCAGUGCAUUUAAUAUUUUUUUGUUUUGUUUUGGAGACAUCACAUGACGUGGUGUUACUUUCUAAUGAAUGUUUUAGCCAUUUUCAUGGUGGAAGAAUUUUAUAUUUAUGCAGUUGUACAAUUUUUUCAGCAGGAGAAAGUGUAAUGUAUGAAUCCAAAAACCAAAGUCACUGGUCAAAGGUUAGAAACCUAUCAGAUGCAAAGCAGUACCCCAUGUAAUAGGAUAUUUUGUUUUGUUGUUUAAAGUUCUUAAAAGUCAUUGUUGGACACCAGAACACUUGUCAAGAGUUGAAUUUGCUCUUGUAAUGUUAUUUAAAUCUUGGUAAGACCUAAGAAGAAAUAAAUGGACAGACAACUGA